Messenger RNA from Nasonia vitripennis (jewel wasp), 886 nucleotides. RefSeq names its product dentin sialophosphoprotein-like. The record is from RefSeq and is a predicted model, not a curated record. NCBI's taxonomy places the organism in Eukaryota, Metazoa, Arthropoda, Insecta, Hymenoptera, Pteromalidae. The coding region runs from base 188 to 538 and encodes 116 amino acids. The transcript has 3 exons.
CUGUCCCGGUUGCGACAGUCGCUUGGGCAAUAGUCGAGCGAGCGGAGCCUGCAGAGAGGCCGCAUAGACAUAUCGGUUGCCUCGAUAACGAUAACUCGUCGAACAAAGGGGCGAUUUGCAGCCAGACACCGGUUCGCUCGCAGGAUUUACCGGCGUAGAGGAUACCUUUUCUUCGCUCUGCAACAAAAUGGGACGUCCGAAGGCUGGCGCAAAGAAGGCUCCGCUCAAGUGCCCCGGCGGGCGCUGCUACGCCGACAGCGACAGCUUCAGCUCCGAGUCGGAUUGCUCGGAUUCGGACUGCAGCGACUGCUACGACUGCGGCCCGAAGAAGAAGCGCACCGCCAAGAAGACGGCCACCAAGUCCAAGGCCAAAAGCAAGAGCAGCAAGUCUAAGGGCAAGAAGAAGACCGCCUCCCGCCGCAAACCCGCCGACACGUCGGACAGCUGCAGCUGCAGUGACUGCGAGGACUACAGCAGCGACGAUUCGUUCGACUGCCCCCCGAAAAGAGGCGGCGGCCGCAAGUGCUCGGCUUGCUAGCUGCACAGUCACCGACCUGGUCGACGUCGCGAAACUCCAUCGGCGGAUCUUCGAACGCCAAGGAGACCACCGAAGGACGCAAGAGCUGGUAAUCUCGAGUCCGAAUGAGUUUUGCAAACGCGACGCGCGAUUUUCUUAAGCUUGUUUACCUCUAAAUUUUAUAGAUUCGCCAGAGUCGAUUUUGUUUUUAUUUCUUAGAUAUUCUAACGUAAUUGUCGAGUCGUGAACCAAUUGUCGAAGUGGACGUGAAAUUUGAUUGUAAGCGUUAUUGUUUAUAAGAUGGACUAGACCGCGUAAUAUGUAACUUAAUCUAACGUGCUCGAAUAAUAAAGGACAGUUGAGAGAAAA